AUGUUAAAAGAAAAAUGCUCAGGCUUUGAACUUGAAUUCAAUCCGUCAAUUAUUGUAUCCGAUUUCGAACAAAGUAUCCAUGUAGCUUCUAAAGUUGUUUGGCCAUUAAUUACAGUCGUGGGGUGCAGAUUUCAUCUUACUCAGUCAUGGUGGAAACGAAUACAAAAUUUAGGAUUAAAGCCGGAUUAUAUGGAUCCAAAUUCAGAAAAUGGAAAAUGGCUUCACUUGAUUUUCGGUCUCUCAUUAUUACCCUCUAACGAAGUAGACGAUUGUUUUGUUGAAGAUCUGAUGUCAAUUCAACCUUUAUCAGAAAAACUAGUUGAAUUUUCUGACUAUUUAGUUGACACAUAUAUUUCAUCAAGUUCGACUUUUCCACCUUCACUGUGGGCUAUGAAUUCAAUUGAUUCAGAAAGGACUACUAAUGCAUGUGAAUCAUUUCAUUCGUCAUUUUCGAGAAACUUUAGUAGUGCACAUCCAAAUAUUUUUACUUAG
This is a messenger RNA of Acyrthosiphon pisum (pea aphid), 492 nucleotides long. RefSeq lists its product as uncharacterized. Lineage: Eukaryota; Metazoa; Arthropoda; Insecta; Hemiptera; Aphididae. The transcript has a single exon. The coding region runs from base 1 to 492 and encodes 163 amino acids. The record is from RefSeq and is a predicted model, not a curated record.